This is a messenger RNA of Brassica rapa (field mustard), 629 nucleotides long. RefSeq lists its product as uncharacterized. The record is from RefSeq and is a predicted model, not a curated record. Lineage: Eukaryota; Viridiplantae; Streptophyta; Magnoliopsida; Brassicales; Brassicaceae.
UUAAGCAGCAAAUGGAAUAUUUUUGGGUUACUUUUUGUCUUCCUAGCGUCCGAACUAAGCUCAAACACAACCUUUGUAUAUAAUCUCCUCUCUUAUGAUUUACUCUUUCAUGAGUUUUUGAGCUUCUUCUGAAUCUCAAGUACCAUCUUGCAGACAUGUCUUGCCUGAGAAUUAAGCUUUGCCCAGUCAAAAGAGUUUGGAAGAGUUUAACCACCAAAUUCCACAAGCUCCGGAGAUCCAAAACCAAACUCCAAACCCGGUACGGUGCAUCAGCUUCAGCCAAGCGCUGUUCAGGGAAGAACCUUAUCCGACUAAAGAGAGGUUGCUUGUUCAAGAAGAAACGCAAAUCUGUUGUAUACGUCCAUAAGCUCUUCAGAGAACCAAUCUGGAUUCCAGCAAAACAGUGGAAACCGGAGAAAGAAUUGGUACGAGAGAACGGAAUAGACGUGAGAGCCCAAGAGUUCAUCAACAGAAUGAAAGCAGGGAUGAUCGCUGCUGCACGGAACUCAUAAGCAGACUUGAUAACUAGUAGUAAUUACUUUCUUCUUGUGUAUAGAUACUCUUUGAUUUUUAUAUUAUCAAUGUUUGAUACUCUUUGAAAAUAAAUAAAUAUUGAUUUCUCCACGAAA